AUGGCCCCCAAGCGAGUCCAGUCCCCAUCAGGCGUCCUUCCCCUUCUCCUCAUCGCAUCUAUCGUCGUCCGCAGCACUUGCGCCGCCGAUCCUGGAUUCAAUACUCAGUACGCCACGUUCAAAGGUAGUAUUUUGGAGUCCCCGACGACCGCUGCGACCGUGACUCGCCCAUCGUCUAGGAAGCUCGGAAUUCUCCCGUUCCCCGGCUUUCUCAAGUGUGCGCUGGUGGCAUAUCUGAACGCAGGCAAUGUGCAGUCAAUCCUCGGAGGGGAUCCCGGUGCGGACGGCGUGGCACUCAUUCAAGUGUACAGGUACAACGGACAAACGAAUGUGAACAUUCGCUUGCGAGCGCAUGCUCUCUCCUCCUCCCCCAUCGCCCAGACCGUCAACAAGGCCUACUCAGGCAGCAACGGCCCGCCCGUGUGGGUGGUGUCAGGGCAGUGGUCGCGAGACAACAGCAACGACGUAUACACCCUGCAGAAGUGGUACUAUGAGGCUAAUAAGAAGUACCCCCCUGGGUCUACUAGUUCUGUGUAUUCUAUUGUGAGGGCGAUGGCGGACGAUCCGAGGCGGUACUAUGCGGUGGUGAGCUCUGUGACGCGGCCGCUGGGGGCGAUCAGGGGGCAGUUCAGGCGGACUUUGCCGUUUCUGCUGUAUCCUUGGAACCCGUGCUAG
Closterium sp. Yama58-4 is the source of this 675-nucleotide messenger RNA. The record is from the annotation of a GenBank genome assembly. Lineage: Eukaryota; Viridiplantae; Streptophyta; Zygnematophyceae; Desmidiales; Closteriaceae.